GUGUAGCUGGAGAAGUGAAAGUGGGUUGAAACUGGCGAGGCAAACGCUGCAGUCUGAGCUGUGAACCCGUGUCCUGCUGGUGUCAGUGUGUAUCGACAGCCUCGAGACACACACAACACGGGGUGUAUCUUCUUCCAGUCCCUUACGGAGAGUCACGGAGCGGGGUUUGUCGAGGACGAGAAGAAACCCUUCUGCUGGUUGGGGGGCGCAGUCUUCUUGCAUCUCAUCGGGAGGAGAUCUCGGCCAACUUUUUCUGAGCAUCUCUGUGGGAUCGCCCACGCAGGACGAGGAGGAGGAGGAGUAGGAGGAGGAGUAGAAAGUAGGAGGAGGAGACGUGGUCAGGCUGGUGGACCCAUAAGAGCUCUCACCGAGGAGAACGUGUCUCCAAAGCAGUCGUGCGGGGACCGAGCUGGAAGAUCAGGAGGAUCCGACGUGGAGAAGAGGACGAUCCUCAGUCCUCCAGUAACCAGAGCGGCAGAAGAUGUAUACCCUGAGGAGUGAAGGAUUUGUGUCGCGUCUUUGUGGCACGAGAGCCGUCGCAACUGUUGGACGGCGGUUCCCUGUGACUUCGCGCGUGGUUGCUUUCCUCUUGUUGGUUCAGCUGGUGUCGUCUGUGGUGGGUGAACCCUGCUUCAUAAUCAGCGAGGUGAACGCAGACAACCCCAAGCUGGAUGCCACGGAGUUUGUGGAGUUGUACCACACCAGUGGAAAGAAGACCUCUUUAGCCGGGUACACUUUGGUUUUCUACAACGGCAAUGGAAACGUGGCCUAUAAGGUACUUGACCUAAACGGCUACGCCACAGAUGACAGGGGCUUCUUCUUGGUGGGCUCUGCUGAUGUCCAGCCUAAACCGGCAGUGAUCCUGCCCCCCAACACUGUGCAGAAUGGGCCGGACGCUAUAGCGCUUUACCAUGGCGAGGAAGCGCAGUACAGUGAGAAAAUGAACCUGACCACCGUUGGCUUGGUGGACGCCAUUGUGUACGCGACACGCAGGUCGAGGGAUGCGGAAUUUCUGGCAGACGUCCUAACACCGGGGUCUCCGGCGUUCCUCGAGGACGACAGCGUGCAUGAGGGCGACGAGUCGAUAGAGCGUUGCUGGCUCUCUGCUGGGAGCUGGACUUUUCACGUGUCCCCUCCAUCCCCCGGUCAACACAACCUCUGCCCUGCCCCCGAGAGUGUGGACCCCCGCAUUAAUGAGCUCCAGCUCGGCGGGGGCCAAACGGUGGGCUUUGUGGAGCUCGUUGUACCUCAACCCAGUGACUCCAUGGUCCUUGUGCUCCUGGAUGGAAAAACCACCACGGUCACCUUCAGCAUGGACAUCAGUCCCACAGCGAAAGGGCUUUUCCUCAUAACCUCAAGGGAUAGUGGACUCGCAGGCGAUGCAGUGUUCUUUCCAGGCAACCUCUCCGUAUUAAAGCCCCAUGGGUCAUCUUCGGGGGCUGUGGCUUUGUAUAACGGGACAGCAGCGGACUUCCUCGUGGGCAAUCCACUCAACUCGCAGCAACCGCUGGACGCAUUUGUGUAUGCGGAGUCCAACGGUGAAGUCGACGCCAAUGUGGUUGAGACCCUCAUCCCCGGAAGAGAGGUCUUUCAGCUCAGCAGCAGGGUGGACAACGAGGUCAUCGCCCUCAGUCGCUGUGGCGCAGCUACCUGGAACAGAGACCCGGGGGUUUUCGUUGAGGCCGUUCAGACGCCAGGACAGCCCAACGACUGCUUGUGGCCACUGUCUUGCCCUCAGAAAGUUGUAACCCCGGAAGGCACCGCACCUCCCCUGCAGCCGCCCCCCUGGGAUCCAACCAACCAGCAGGACUUCCUGUUGAACGAAGUGAACGCUGACACCCCGGGUGAUGGAGAGGACUCGGAGUUUGUUGAGAUCUGGCACCCGGCUGGGAGGCGGAUGUCCUUAGACGGUGUGUGGCUGCUGCUCUUCAGCGGCCACAACGGCAAACCCUACCGAGAGAUCAGCCUCACCGGCUACUUCACAGAUGCUCAGGGCUACUUCCUCGUGGGAAGCGACAAGAUGAUCCCUGCCCCUUCCAUAUCGUUGCCUCCUAACACUAUCCAGAAUGGCCCUGACGCCGUGGCCCUGUACCGCAGCGCCAACGGACCCCCGUCAGUGCUGUCGGCAGGCAUUCCAACCCAGGGUUUGCUGGAUGCUGUCGUUUACCGCCAGUCAGCAAAGGAAGCGCGUGACCUGAGCGAUGCCCUGACCCCGGGACAGCUGCCCCUCCUUGAGGACAGUUCCUUCCUUGCAGAGGAUGAGUCUCUCAGUCGCUGCAACAGCCUGCUUUCCGCUGACUUGUCGUCCUUCAUGUUGACAUCACCGACCCCUCUGGGGAAGAACACGUGUCCUAAUCCUCCAGCGGGGGUUGUCAUCAACGAGAUCAGCAGCGCCCACUGGUCCGGCAAUGCCUCGCAGGAGGCCUUUGUGGAGCUGCUGGCUCCCCCUCUGACGGAGCUGCAUGGGUUGGUGUUGCUCGUGUUUGACGAACAGUACCACGGAGCCGCUAUAGCCCUGCGUCUCACGGGGACCACCGGGCAUGAUGGCUUCUAUCUCAUCGGCAAUGUCACGGGUGCUGACCAGACAUGGCCCCCAUGGGUAAAUGGUGCAGCAGUACCCAGUCAGGGAGUUGUGGCUCUCUGCUACGGCCCCCUCUGCUCCAGCAAGGCGGGGCUACAGGGGGCCAACUCCAGCCUCGUGGACACGGUGGUGUUCACCAAGGACCAACACCUGCUGAGCAUUCUGGGAAGGAGCAAAGGACAGCAGGUGACGCCUGCUCUCAGGACAGUGGAGGGGCCCGUGUCCCUCAGUCGCUGCUCUUGCUGCGAGGUGAGGAGCCCGCUGGUGUGGACUGCCUCGGCACAUACCCCUCGCCUCGAAAACCUGUGUCCCAGCUCCACGUUCUCCAGCAACAUCGACCUGUGCCUCGGACCACCUGGUACCGACGGGGAGCAACACUUUCCGAAUUGCAGUGGCUGGAGGUCGGAGGAUGGCGGUGGCCAGGAGGUGGAGGUGGCCCUGUACCUGGAGGAGCAGUGUCACUGUGGGAUCUCCCCUCUCUACCUGCGUGAGGCGAACUUCUCCUGCGCAGCAGGACGGCUCAGCGUGCAGGGCAGCAUCCAAGCUCUGUCGGCCCGCCAGCGGGAGCUCAUUCUGCAGGCGUCCCGGGACCACUGGUCCAGGACCCUGGGCAACAGCUGCUCCAACACCAUAGUGGACAAGUCUGUGGGUGAAAGGUCUGGUCUCGGCUACCAGAUCGGCCUGGUGGUGGGAGCGCUGCUCCUGGUGGCGCUGGGAGCCGCCCUCUUCGCCUACUUCUACAAAAAAAGGCGACCUCAGGACUAUUACUCAAUGGAGCUGAACGAGCACGUGGAGGAAGCUGCUGAACUGUAGACCUGCACCAUCUCCCCUGCUGAUGUUCUCAGGAGGCCCCGUGUUCCGGGGAGGGGUCCCGGUCGGAGUGCGUCGUCGUGUGCUGGCCGCUGGUUUACGCUGAGGUGCCCUGAAGAGAAGAGCACCGCAACACACAGACGCCAUUUGUACAAGACUCUUCCUAAGCAGUAACUUCUUCCUUGUAUCUGUCCACUGAAGUUACUGUAGAUGUUGCACUGCUUUGUAUUCGAACGGUCACCACUGAAGCUCUAUUGGAUUUUUAUUCCUUUUUAUCUUCUUUCUCAUUAGAUAAGGGUUUGAGGUUAGUCGCUCCAGUUGGUUUUUACUGCCACAUUUAAAAAAAAACUGAGAUUUUCUCCCUGAAACGCAUCACGUCACAUCUGAAACUUUUGUGUGUCUAAUAUUCUUGUUUCCAUUGACAUCUUUUACUUUGAAACAAUGUAAAUAUUGUAUGUAGGGACUGUAAUAUUUUUUUUA
Messenger RNA from Scleropages formosus (Asian bonytongue), 3871 nucleotides. RefSeq lists its product as uncharacterized. Bases 482 to 3394 code for a protein of 970 amino acids. Lineage: Eukaryota; Metazoa; Chordata; Actinopteri; Osteoglossiformes; Osteoglossidae. The transcript is spliced from 13 exons. The record is from RefSeq and is a predicted model, not a curated record.